Messenger RNA from Colletotrichum karsti, 609 nucleotides. RefSeq names its product AIG2-like family protein. Lineage: Eukaryota; Fungi; Ascomycota; Sordariomycetes; Glomerellales; Glomerellaceae. The coding region runs from base 1 to 609 and encodes 202 amino acids. The record is from RefSeq and is a predicted model, not a curated record. The transcript has a single exon. Gene Ontology annotation, molecular function: gamma-glutamylcyclotransferase activity.
AUGUCCACCACAAACACGACCCUCUACUUCGCCUACGGCUCAAACCUCUCCCCGACCCAGAUGACAGACCGCUGCCCCUCCUCCCCGCCCCUCGGCCUCGCCCACCUCCCAGGUUACACCUUCAUAAUCAGCACCCGCCGCUACGCCAACGUCGUCCAGAACCCGACCACCUCGGCCCCGGGUUCGGACGACCCGGGCGUCUACGGCGUCCUCUACGCCCUCGACCCCGACGACGAAGCCGUCCUCGACGGCUACGAGGGAGUUCCAGAUGCCUAUACCAAAGAGUACAUGCUCGUCGACGUGCUGGAGGCCAGCCUCCCCGAGCCCGCCCUCGGAGGCAACAGUGCACCGAAGACCGCCGCUGGCCCGGUGCUCAGGAAGACGAAGUCGGUUAACGCCCUCGUCUACAUCGACCGCCUCCGGACCGAACACUCGCAGCCCUGGCCGGAGUACGUCUUCCGCAUGAACCGCGGCGUCCAGGAAGCCGCCGCCCAAUUCGGACUCCCGGCGGCGUACGUCGAGGAUGUCAUCCGGAAGUGGAUCCCGGCCCCGGAGACCCCACCGGUCGACGCGGCGGCGGCCGCCGAGGAGGAUCCGGGUCUUGUCUGA